This is a messenger RNA of Beta vulgaris subsp. vulgaris (sugar beet), 473 nucleotides long. RefSeq lists its product as uncharacterized. The record is from RefSeq and is a predicted model, not a curated record. NCBI's taxonomy places the organism in Eukaryota, Viridiplantae, Streptophyta, Magnoliopsida, Caryophyllales, Amaranthaceae. The coding region runs from base 45 to 413 and encodes 122 amino acids. The transcript has a single exon.
ACUUCAGAAUACUUGCGAGUCCGCUUCCAAUUCCAAGACGGUGUAUGACCCACCAAAUCCAGGCACAGCACCUAACUAUUGGGAAGCAGUUUCAGAAACGUAGAAAAUUCGUCGUCUGUGCUAAAGAGCAGAGGAACGGAGAUGAAAAUGAGAUAAGCAAAGAGCCAAACCCCAGCAACGGAAAUGGUAGUGAGAAUAAGGAGGCCCCAUUCUUUAAGCUGAAAUGGACAGAGCUUCUGCUUGACCCAGACCCAGAUAACGUGGUAUCAGUGGGAUUGACUGGUCUGCUUACAUGGGCAAGCGUCCAAGUGGUGUGGCAGCUCUUGGCUGUCUCAUUUGCUAUUGUGGUUGCUGCUCUUAAGUAUUCUUUUGUGGCUGCUCUUCUUAUAUUUAUUCUUGUUGCCCUUCUCUAAUUAUAUCAGUUGUAAUUGUGAUUCGUUAUCAUGUGAAAUGUAUAUUUGUUGCUUGAUGAU